Messenger RNA from Pseudonaja textilis, 2746 nucleotides. NCBI's taxonomy places the organism in Eukaryota, Metazoa, Chordata, Lepidosauria, Squamata, Elapidae. The record is from RefSeq and is a predicted model, not a curated record.
AACUGCGGUUUAAUCUGGACCAUCGGUCUGUACACCAAGAACCUGCAGCGAGGGAAUCUCUCGCGCAUAGUAAGCGCGGGAAACGUUCCCCGUUCAGAAAGCAGAGGGACGCUGAAACGGAGCCAAUGGAUUAAGAGAGCGAGAAAUUCCAGCAAGGCAUACCUCUGCAUGUUGGAGUUUGUACACAGCGGUGAAAAGAGAAACUGAACAAACAGUAAAUCCAGCAUUGUGACUUUCACUGAAAAGAAUGUGUUCCUUUUCAAAGUGAUCAAGAAGCUACCAGGGAGUUAUGUCUGAAGAGGCUGAAAAAAUGGAAAAACAGCCUCCUGAACCUCCACCAGACCCACGCUGGAAGUUCCUUGUUGGCUACCUCUGUUUCUAUGGCUUCAUGGGCCAGAUUAGACCUGGAGAGAGUUUCAUCACGCCUUACCUGUUGGGAUCGGAGAAGAAUUUCACAAAGAAAGAGGUGACCAAUGAAAUUACCCCUGUCCUAUCAUAUUCCUACAUGGCAGUAUUGGUGCCCAUCUUUCUACUCACAGACUAUCUGCGGUAUAAGCCCAUAUUGGUGCUGCAGAGCUUAAGUCACAUUGCUAUCUGGCUGCUGCUGAUCUUUGGUACCAGCAUCAUUGCCAUGCAGUUCAUGGAAUUCUUCUAUGGCAUCACGAUGGCCACGCGGAUAGCUUACUCCUCCUACAUCUUCAACCUGGUCUCUCCAUCGUGCUAUCAGCGCAUGGCCAGUUAUUCCCGGUCUUCAGUGCUGAUGGGUGUCUUCACCAGUUCCAUGGUGGGACAACUCUGUGUCACAGUUGGAGGCACCACCUUCAUGACAGUGAAUUAUAUCUCAUUGGGCUUCAUGUGCUUUGGGUUGGUCUUGACCCUCUUCCUGAAGCGUCCGAAACGCAGCCUCUUCUUCAACAGGAGCAAGAGCUUGUGUAAUGGUACCUCGCCCUCAGAACUGGACAAAAUGAACCCUGAGGCAGGAGAGCCCAUGUGGUAUAAGGCUUCUUCCUGGAAAAAUCUGCUGUUAUUCCGGCUGAUAAAGGAGUUGGGGACUAUUGUAAGAAUGCCGCAGCUAAGACUUUGGUCCCUUUGGUGGAUAUUCAAUUCUGCUGGCUAUUAUCUGAUGCUUUAUUAUGUGCAUAUUUUAUGGAAUGAAAUAUAUCCUGCCACGGACAACAGAAAGGUCUACAAUGGUGGAGUGGAAGCUGUUUCUACCCUGCUUGGUAUAUAUGAAUAUUUCUUUUCCUCUGAAGUUCCCUGUUUAACUGUAAAGGACUUGUCUCCUCUUGACAAUAAUUUGUGUUUUCCUAGGUGCCAUCACUGCUUUUUCUGCUGGCUUUGUGAAGAUCCGAUGGGCCUUCUGGUCAAAACUGGUGAUUGGGGUUGUGACCGGAGCCCAGGCAAGCCUACUGUUGUUGAUGAACACAACUACCAAUAUUUGGCUGUGCUAUGCGGCCUAUGUCCUCUUCAGGGGCUCCUACCAGUUUCUUGUGCCUAUAGCCAUCUUCCAGAUUGCAUCUUCGCUGUCCAAAGAACUCUGCGCUCUGGUGUUUGGUGUCAAUACUUUCCUUGCCACAGUUCUCAAAACCAUCAUCACUAUCAUCAUAACUGAUAAGAAUGGUCUGGCUCUCUCAGUCCAUUCCCAGUUCUACGUUUACUUUGCUUACUUCACUGUUCUGACCACACUGUAUCUUUUGUCAUUUGUACAUCAUGUGUACAUGAUGGCAAGGCACAAUGCUUGCAAAACACCCCAAGAAGAGACCACACCAGCCAAUGAACUCUGCAGCCCAGUUGAAGAGGAGAACUCGGACAAGGAGGGAAGCCCAGAACUGGCUAGUUCCAAAGCCUGAGAAACGCUACCAUCUGUGUACGUACAUGGAGAUGGAUUUUCCUGCAAGAUCUCCAUUGACAUGAGACCAGUGCACCUCUCAUAACAAUCAGCACUUAUCAAAGUCAAUGCAACCCUAUCUUCACAAUAUUGGAUCUCUGCAGAAGCUCAGAGAAAAGCUUGCUUGGUUUCAAAUGCAACUUUGGUGUAGUUGACUUUUCUGGCAGCUACAGUUCUCCCCAUUUCUUGAGCCAAGUUAUGCUGAAAUAAUAUUUACCAAUAUUGCAAUUGGGCACUUAAUUUUAUGAUCAUAUGAAUUUGCUUUUAAACAUGUAUGUUCUUAGUUCUGUCGUGUAAAUUUGCCAAUCACCAAGAGCAAGUGAGACUAAGGCACUUUUUAAUGUUGAUACUGGUUAAUAUACUGUGAUAAUGACUCAUAAUAAUGCAAGGCACAUUUUUGUUUUCCCUUUAUAGGAAAACAGAGAUACUUCUUGCAUUUUUUUGCAUUCUGGUGAUUGUAAGCUGCCACACUCAGAAAACACAUGUCAAAGAAUGAAAUUACCAGGCUUAAAAAAAAUGCCCUUACAUUCAGGAAAGUACCGACAUGGGACCAAAGUGAACCAGGCAAUCCAAUCUUCUUCAUUAGAAAGCAAGAGCUUGCAUUUUGAUUAAUGAAUUAUGCUCCAGGCCAGAUUUAAGGUUUCAGUGCUCCUCUUUCACAAAACUCAAGCAUUUCUUUUCAAGCCAUUUUUUUAAGUGGAGCUGACUCACACGAUCCCUUCAGGAUGCCCACUGGAGAAGCACGAUUUGAAAGGAAAGUAGGUCAGAACAUAAGCAGAGAAAUUUCAAGCAGCAGCCUGUAUGUAUUUCUAAGCUUGUUGGACAUGUCUGCAGUUCUACUUUACAAUGCUUUUUUUU